This is a messenger RNA of Chironomus riparius, 1148 nucleotides long. NCBI's taxonomy places the organism in Eukaryota, Metazoa, Arthropoda, Insecta, Diptera, Chironomidae. The record is from the annotation of a GenBank genome assembly.
AAUUAUUGCAGAGUUAACAUCAUACAGCAGUAACUUUAGUGUGAAUUCUGAAAAGAACAUUUUGUUUAAGUUUAAAAAAAGAUUAUUAAAUUAUUAAAAAAUAAAUAAAAUACCAAAGAUGUAUUCAAAAGUAGCUGUAGAACUUCUCGUAAUCCUCGCUGUCUCAUCUGCUGUGUUUGGAGCUUCAGUACCUAAGAAAGCAGAGGAUAAUCAAGUGGGCAAAGAUUUAAGCAUCAUCCAAAAAGUUUAUGACGAUUGUGAAAACAAGGAAGACUUUACAGGAUGUCUGAAAGGAAAAGCUCUUACUGCCAUCUCACGUGCUGUUGAACAAGAUUCCAUUCAGCUCCUCGAUGGAAUCAACCUCGUUAAAGCCGAACAUCCAGUUGAUGAUGAUACUCCAGUCAUUGCUGAUGCCCGUGCUUUAAGUGGAUUAAGUGGACUCGAUAAAGCUUUAGUUCAAACCGUCGACAAGUUCUUACGCACACACACAGUCAAGGUUGACUUAUCAGAAGCCAGAGGCAAGGGAAAGAAGCACUAUCGUUACAUUAUUGCUGCUAUGAUGACUGCUAUGGGAAUUGCUGGUCCAUUGGGUUUGAAAGCCUUGGCUGCAAUUGCUGGAAAAGCUUUAGUCAUCAGUAAAGUUGCAUUGACAAUCGCCGGUAUCAUCGCUCUUAAGAAAAUCUUCUCAAGUGAUCAUCAUGAAGAAACAAGCUUCCAAGUCCAUGCUGGAGACCACAACAGACGUAAUGCCUACUUGAAGAAGGGACAGUACUAUGCUGAUCCAUACAGAUAUUACUACGAUCAACAACUCAACCAAAACCAAAACUAAGUUAAUAAGCAAGCAUGAACAACUUCCUCAACCUCAUUUUUCAUCUUGAUGAAAAUCUUAAUUAAGACAAAAACAUAAUUCUUCUACUCGACCGUAAACUGCAGAUUAUUCCUAAUGUUUGGCAUAUAAAUUUUUCUUAUACGCAUUCAUUUUGGAUCUACUGACCAUUUCGAGUGAGAAAUUAAAGGAAGAUAGGCAAAAGAAAAGAAAAAUUUGGCAAAAGACUCCGCUUUUUAAAAAAUACUGUAAAAUGGAUUUAAUUUAUUGAAAUAAUAAAAACAAGAAAAUUAUUUAUUAAUAUUUGAGGCUUAAAAAUGAA